This is a messenger RNA of Pimephales promelas (fathead minnow), 1858 nucleotides long. It is a transcript of the gene rubcnl, whose product is annotated as rubicon like autophagy enhancer. Gene Ontology annotation, molecular function: phosphatidylinositol phosphate binding. Gene Ontology annotation, biological process: autophagosome-endosome fusion; autophagosome maturation; autophagosome-lysosome fusion. Gene Ontology annotation, cellular component: autophagosome membrane; intracellular membrane-bounded organelle. The record is from RefSeq and is a predicted model, not a curated record. Lineage: Eukaryota; Metazoa; Chordata; Actinopteri; Cypriniformes; Leuciscidae.
UCAUAUCUUAAACGAAAGGAAACAACUUUUCUCCCAUUAUCACGAACAAAAUAUGGCAAAUGCUGGUAGCAGCAGUAGCAGUACCAUCAGAGAGCUGCAUUUUGUUAAAUGGUUAGUGAAUUCUGAUUUAAAUGAGAAUCCCUCUGACAACACUGAUGAGGAUGAUAUCGAUGAAAGUGGACUGAAGAUGUGCAAUGAAUGGGAUUCAGACCUGCACGUCCCUGAGGAACAGUACCAUCUACCCCGGAGCAGCCCUGUCAUGUCCCGCAAGAGACACAACACAGAGACAGAAAAGACGUCUGAUCUGUCUUUGACACCUCCAAUAUGGGAACUAUCCAUCUCUCCAAUGACGAAAUCAAACGAUCCAAGUGCACAUAGAUUCAGUCGUGUUGAGAAAGAGAGAGACCUUGAUCACAAUGAUUCACCCAAGGGCUCUUCAAGACAGACACAGUUCCUCGCAGGUAAUCAUGGCCGAGGAAUUUCAAGUGUCUCUCAGGACACUCAGCUUCACAGCCAGUCUUUAGUGUCUGGACGGUUACAUGAGGGUUUCCAGUCAAAGACUAAAAGAGCCUGCUCUGACAUCCCACUACCAUCUAGGCAGAGGGGCUCAGACCAAGCCACAGAAGACUUCUACAGUUUGGACAAGGAAAAUGCUCAUUUUGUAGUUGUGGAUAUGGUGCUGGAAGUUCUGGAGGCUGUGAAAUGGGUUGUGUGUCUGCAGCAGUUAAAAAAUGCACAUCCACAUCAAGACAGAUGUGAAACACACAAUACUUCAAAAACUGAUUCAAUCUCUUCCUUUGACAGCGGGUUUGAGGAUGACAGCGCCUCCCAACUGUUUUCAAACAGACACUCCCUAGCUUCAUUUCAGAGUUGUCUCCAGAGCUAUAGAAUGCAGUGGUCUGCUGAAGAUUUAGCCCAGAAUUUGGUGUCAGAGUUCAGGAAGCAGUGGUUCCCAUCUGAGCAACUGCAAAACCCUGUCAACCUCAACUCUGCUCUGCAGGAAGUCGCUUUGGCAGAGGACAGGAUCAGUCUAACUGAAGAGAUCAUGCAGAAGACCAGAAUGAGAGGAACAUUAACCUGGGCUCCACCCAGAUUUCAAAUCAUCUUAUGUGUCCAGCCAACACACAGACGCAGUGAUGUCAUCACUUCACAGUACUUCCUGUGUGCAGGUUGUGGUACUGAAGUCGAGCCCAGGUAUAUGAAGAAAUUGCGGUAUUGUGACUAUCUGGGAAGAUACUUUUGUGAUGGCUGCCACGGUGGUUUGGAAUCAGUGAUUCCAGCUCGGGUUCUGAAUAACUGGGAUUUUGCACGGUAUCCGGUCUGCCAUUUUUCCAGACAAAUACUGGACUCUAUAUGGCAGCAACCGCUUUUCAAACUUACAAGUGUGGCCAAAAACCUGUACAGCCAGGCCAAAGAGCUACAGCAUUUCAGAGAACUACAGGAGCAACUAAUAUUCAUCAAAAAGCUUCUGAGUACAUGCAGACUAUCAGCUGGAGUCCUAAAUGAGUUUGAACAACUUCCUGCUCACCUGAUGCAGGAACUCCACUUCUUUUCAAUGGAUGAACUCAUCAGGGUGAAAAGGGGUCAGCUCUGUACCAUUGCAAAAGCCUUGCUGCAGUCUGCAGUUGCUCACAUAGACCUUUGUGAGCUGUGUCAGGCCAAAGGUUUUAUCUGUGAGUUCUGUCAUGGGAAAGAAGUGCUUUUCCCUUUUCAGAGAGACAUCUGCACACGCUGCCAAGAUUGCAGAGCCUGUUUCCACAUCUCAUGUGUCCGUGAUGAAUCGUGUCCCAAAUGUGCCAGACUCCAGAAACGGAAGAAAAUCCAGGAAGAGAUCAGUUUAUGAAAUCGACACGUCCCU